Messenger RNA from Saprolegnia parasitica CBS 223.65, 2172 nucleotides. RefSeq lists its product as hypothetical. Bases 1 to 2172 code for a protein of 723 amino acids. Gene Ontology annotation, cellular component: phagophore assembly site; autophagosome. The transcript is spliced from 3 exons. The record is from RefSeq and is a predicted model, not a curated record. Gene Ontology annotation, biological process: protein localization to phagophore assembly site; autophagy of mitochondrion. Lineage: Eukaryota; Oomycota; Saprolegniomycetes; Saprolegniales; Saprolegniaceae.
AUGAACGACGCGCUCCUCGACGACAUGGAGCGAGCUGAGGCCGAGGGCGAGUACGACCCCCACGCUGCGUACCGCCCGCUCCUCGGGCCCGACGCUGCCCCGCUGAAGAACCGAUCGCGCUCGGCCGAAGACGCGGACGCGCUCUGGGCCGAGCUGCACGGCCAGCCGCCCGCGGCCGAAGCGUCGCCGAUAUCGCUAAACCUCUUCAAGUUUGGCUCGCCACUGCGCAACAACAUCCGCCCGCCGACGUACGAGCCGCUGGACAGCCCGUCCAUGCGCCGAAAGGCGGCGUCGGGAAGCGUGGACCUCCGGCGCCACUUGAACAUGCCGUCGUUGGCCGCGAUCAAGAGCAGCGUCUCAUCGCGUGGCCGCCACGUACCCGACGCGCACGGCCGUGUCGAGAACGUCGACGCGUUCCUCACGGGUCUGUACAACUACUACUACCACGGCGGCGUCGCGUGCUACGUGUGCAAGGAGCUCGUCUCGCUCUUCAACAUUCUCUUCACCGUCUGCCUCUCGACGUUCCUGCUUGGCUGCCUCGACUGGUCGAGCCUCGCCAACUGCAACCAAGACGAGAUCGUCGGGUGCAAGCAGCCGCUCUCGGCCUUUGUAACCUUUGACAUGCGCCGGUCUCUCUUUGCGACCAUCGUGCUCUUCUACUUUCUGCUCUUUCUCAUGUACUGGGUCACGCGGCUCAUGGCGUUUGCCUCGAGCGCACGGGACGCACUCGACAUGCACACGUUCUACACGGAGAAGCUGCGCAUCGAUGCCCGCCAAGUGCAGACGAUGAAGUGGGACGAGGUGCUCGCCCAAGUCCUUGCGCUGCUGCCCGCGCCAAAGGCCCCGAAAUCGCCCCAGCACGCAGCAAGCGAUGCAUACGAGCUGCAGAUCGACCCGCAACUGCUCGCGACGCCGCUCGAUGCGGCCCGGCGCAUCAUGCGCAAGGAAACUACCUUAUCGCUGUCACUGCCGCUGCCAACGUGGUUUCCGACCAUGUCGUCGCACGUGCUCUUCUCGCGCAACAUGGAGUGGAACCUCCAUGUGUGCGUGCUCGACCACCUCUUCGACGCCAGCGGCCACCUCGGGCUCCGCGACGCCAAGGCCUUGGAGAAGCGGCUCGUGACCGUCGGCGUGAUUAACCUUGUGCUCACGCCGUUCCUGCUGCUCUUCCGCGUCAUUCAGUUUUUCCUUCUCUCGACGCAAGAGUGGUAUUUGCACAAGACAUCGUACCUCAGCGCGCGCCGGUGGAGUCCGCUCGCAAUGUGGACCUUCCGCGAGUACAACGAGCUGCCGCAUGUGUUUGACACGCGCAUGGGCCAAGCGUACCCGGCGGCCGAGGCCUACCUGGCGCUCUUCCCCGCGGGCGUCGUGUCGAUUCUCGCGACCGGCGUCUCGUUCUGUGCCGGCUCGAUCAUGGGCGUCCUCGUCGCACUGAGUGUCGUCGAAGAGAGCAUUUUGCUCGAGGUCGAGCUCGGCCAGCGCCAACUGCUGUGGUACCUCACGGUCGCGACCGGCGUAUUUGCGCUCGCACGGACCUUCCACGCAACACCGCGCUUCAUGACGGGCGAGAACUGCGAAGACGCCAUGGCGCGCCUCGCUGCCGAGACGCACUACUCGCCGCCCGAGUGGAAGGGGCACUGCCACACGUAUGCGACGCGCGACGCGCUCCUCACGCUCUUCCCGUACAAGGCCGUGCUCUUCCUCGAAGAGUGCGUCUCGGUGCUUCUGACUCCGUACAUGCUCUGCCUCGCCUUGCCGCCAUUAGCCGACGACAUCGUUGCCUUCUGCCAAGACCACACGACGACGCUAUCGGGCGUCGGUGCGGUCUGUCGGUACGCCGAGUUUGACUUUAAUACGUACGGCGCCGAGCCCAAGAUGGAGAGCUCGUUCCUCAACUUCAAGGCCAACCACCCGUCCUGGAUGGGCCCGGCCGAAGGCGAGCGAUUGGCCGCGGACCUGACGCGGUUCCGCGGCGAGGAAAUGGACAAGUCGCUGCGCAUGGGCGACUCGCUGCUCGAGAGUGCGACGCUGCGCGAGUCCAUGUUCCAGCCCAUGUCGCUCUCGCACCAGCUGCUCCAGUCACAGGCCAUCACCAUGGCCAUGGGCGGCCCGCAGUCGAGCGAGUACUACUGGCUGCAGAAGGUAUUGUUGCACGGAUGGCGCGAAGAAUGA